Molecule: messenger RNA, 248 nt
Organism: Strongylus vulgaris
Lineage: Eukaryota; Metazoa; Nematoda; Chromadorea; Rhabditida; Strongylidae
Source: the annotation of a GenBank genome assembly
AUGCCAAAACGUUCGGUGGUCUCUUUCGCCGACGACAUUGCUUCAGGUUCUGGAACCAAUAAACGUAUAGCAUUGUCAAAUGAAGACGGUGAUGAAUUCGAUCUGCCGGAGGGCGAUGAUCGGCAAACGGAGCGUGAGGUAGUCUUUCCUUUAAUUUCAUUGUUUUCUUAUGAUUUUUAUGGUUUUGUACAUGUCGUUGCGGAAAUCUUAUUACAAUCCCUUCAACUUGCUCGUGCUUCUCAGUAGAU